AGAACUAAUGGACAAACGAAGACGGUAAAAUGAUUCAACGAAAAUGUGUUUUGGCAUUGAUUUUUAUUUUUUGUGUUCGUGAAUCUGAACAGAGAGGACCACCAGGUAUUCCUUCGCCAGCCAAUCCUACACCUUCAAAUCCGGUAACCGCUGCUCCAAUUAGACGGCAACCAACUGUAAUACAAACAACAUGGGCUCCACAGAUACAGCAACCCCAGCAGCAGCUAGAGUCUCCACAGAAUAAUUGGGAUCAACAACAGCAGUCAACAGAUGAAGAAUGGCGUCCUGAUUGGAGAGACAGAGGACCUCCACCACCAGAUUUUGAUGGUUGGCAUCAUCAUCAUCACCAUCGUCCACCUUGGAUGCGGGGCCCUUGGUGGCGACGCCCGCCACCACCUUGGGGACCGCCUCCACCAGGGCCGCCUCCUCCAUUCGGAUGGAGAGGACUUUGAGAAAUGUAUACACAUGAUAUCAUUGUUCAUAAACCAUUGGUCAUACACCGAUAUUCACACCAAGAAUUAACAAUAAAAUGAAUAACCAGAG
Caenorhabditis elegans is the source of this 543-nucleotide messenger RNA. It is a transcript of the gene C08B6.10, whose product is annotated as Proline-rich proteoglycan 2-like. The coding region runs from base 30 to 452 and encodes 140 amino acids. The transcript has 2 exons. Lineage: Eukaryota; Metazoa; Nematoda; Chromadorea; Rhabditida; Rhabditidae. The record is from RefSeq and is marked reviewed.